GCAUUCUUAUGUCGCGUUUAUUCAUCUCCCCCUUAAUACCACACCCCAAGCUGCCCUUUACCUUAACCUCUCCCAACAUCUACACCUGAAUUGAGGACGAAAAAAGCGGCUUUUUAGGCAGUUUCUGCAAAGAAUCGUGCAUUUUGGCAUAAAAAUUAGAUUUUUGCAUAUUAAGUUUCCCCAGGAACGGUUUCCUUGGUCUUUUGUCGCUGUUUAUCGCCUGGCUUGCCGACAACCGUAAACCUUGUAUCCACAGGCGCUCCAAUCUAUAAAAACGCGUGCAUUGGUUCCUAAACAGUUAUUUUAAACAGUUUAGUGCUCACCAAACGCGGUGUUUGUGUAAUUCACUCGACCAUCACAUAACGACAAUUGCUAUAGUGGGCGUGGUGCUCUCGUUUAAUUGCGGACAACCCCCCGACUGUGUGCCUGUCUUCCCCACUGUGCCACCUUCUCCCGACCCCAGCAGUUGGUGCCGUUGCCCUUCCCUACGGAGUUUUUUAACGUGUUUUGCAUAGCAUAGCCUUCUCACGUCUUACGCCGUAAAGAUUCCAGUCUACGAAGAAGCGGACCUUCGUUUCUUGCUCCCAGUCUUGCGUGUUCAUCGUUGUUGCUACGGCUGCCCCUUGUAUGUUUAUCUCAGCUGUUGUCUGUCUGGCCUUUUUAACUAAAGUUCCCGUGCGUUAACAGCUUUUCUGCACAUUCUCCGUAACUGAGCGUCCUGCUCGUCUCAUUUCCUGUGCAUACAUUCUUUUCAUUCCUCCCUCUUUCAACGUUUUUCUCUCUCUGUCUCUCCCGUAUAUCGCUGCUGAGCACCGGCGCUUGUUUACUCCUACUGAAACAAAUUGAUCGCCAUACCGUACGAAACAUUGUCAAGCGUUACCUGCACUGGCUGCGAUACACUCUUUCAUCGGCCACUGUCCUUUUCUGAAACCUCACAUUAAGAUCGCAUUGUACGACACUUGUCACGAAACAGCUCUUCAGCACCAUGUUUUCUCAAUCGUCGCCCGAGUUUGUUGGUGACGAAGACUUGUUCACAAAUCCUUUACUACAAGAACUUGGUUACAGCAAUGUUCCCACAUCUGGUCAUGUGGGAGCGGGUUUUGACGGGCUUUCCAGCUCUGUUGCUCUGAACCAUUCGUCUCCCUCCAACGUUGCCAAUUCCACUCAGCAUUUGAACGCUGCUCCGUCGAGGUCGCCUCCUAUUCCCUCUCUGACUUUCACAUCGCUUGAGGGCGCAGCCUCUUCCGAUCCGCACCUAUCAACGGAGGAUUUUUCCGCUCUUGGCACUAGCGUGCCCGAUUUGAGUAUUGCUGCUGCAACUUCGACAUUUCCGUCUACAAUGGCCGACUCGGCUUGUGGUUUGUCGCUUUCGGAGGUUGCAAUGAAAAACCAGGCAAACUCUCAAUCUCCUCACCAGUCCGUUUCCCUCUCUGUCCCUAUGCAGCACAAGCACGGCUCACUCGACAACGUCGCACACAACAUGCUUUCACCAAGCAGUUGUGUUUCAGGUGAUGAGCUAGCCUUUUUCACGCCGGCUUCUUCACCCUCGAACUCGCUUUUGCUCUCUCCUGCGAUUUCUCCUCGCGGUUCUUUUAGCUCUGCGUCACGGGCUCCCAAUCCCGCGAUCGCCCCGAACGGUGAUCGUGACAAUGGUACAUUUUAUGUAGAUGUCAAAAGGCUUUCGAAUACAAAUGUCGAAGGCGCACCACAAAACAGCGCCUCUCUUCUUGGAGACGUGAGCCACGAACAACGCCCUUUGUUCAACGACGCUGCCGGUCUACAGUUUGGGGGUGUCCCGAGUUCGAGUUUACCUCUUCGUUCUGCUGCAUCGUUCAGCCACAACGGUUCGGCCGACUUGUCCGCUAUAUGCCAUACUCCACGCAGUGGCUCCGCACCCGAGCUCCAGCUCGACGAUGUCUUCACGAACGUGCUGAGUCCUUCAUACACGAAUGGCGGAGGAGAGCAGUCGGCACCUGGUUCAACGGAGGAUUUGCGAAUGAAUGGUUCUUACCUAUCGACGCACUCAGCUUUCGAGACACGGGAUCACGAGUCUGCACAAUAUGCUUACUCCCAAACUCCAGAGAGUGAGCUGGCUUACCCUCCACCAUGGAGUCCCUUCAUCAAUGGUCCUAUGUGUUCGCCGUCCGUCUCAUCUACGAGUCUCCAUUCUCCGUUGGCGACAAACAUGCCCAACUUGAGUUAUGAUUCCAUUAACCCUCCUGGUUACGCGUCCUCUCAUCAACAGACGCCUACCCCACCGCGCAUCAAGAUCGUCCCCUCUUCACCAUCGAGGUUUGGUAAGAAGGGCAUAGAUGCGCCCUACGCAACUUCUGAGGAGACCUCUCCACAGAUUCAGGAUUAUCUGUUGCGUCGAAACUCUGCUUCUUAUUGUUCAAACUAUGAAGUGAACGCCUUUAGUGGCGGACCUUAUCUUGGCGCGGGAAUGUACAACGACUCCAUCCAGCCUGCUCUGCUUCCCAACGGCGGAGCUGUUCCUGUGGGGUCCGUUGACGUUCGGGGGCUCAUGCGUAACGUGCCUACCGUUUCACCUGCUUCGCUUCCUCAGAAUCUCCCUGCCACGAUUCCAAGCAAUGUCUCAUUUCCUAGCAGUGAUAUUUCCAAUUUAAACAAUUACUCUGUGCCCGCUUCUCGUACAAUCCCUACCACCGUUCUUCAAGUGAACAAUGGUACAAAUGCUGCGAAUGGCAACUCAAAGUCCUUGUUGCCUCCACUUUCUGCGUCACAAACGCUGGAUCACCACGCUACAGAGUCCGCCAAUGGGAAGAAUAGCAAACCUUUAAGUGGAUAUGUCUGUCAAAUCCCUGGCUGUGGAAAGCGCUUCACUCGUGCAUACAACUUAAAGAGUCAUCAAAACACUCAUACCAACAAUCGUCCUUACCAGUGCUCGGUUUGCAAGAAGGCAUUCGCUCGGCAACACGACAAGCGUCGCCAUGAGCAGCUACAUACGGGCAUUAAGGCAUUUGCUUGUGUCACCUGCAACCAAAAAUUUGCUCGUAUGGAUGCUUUGAAUCGACAUUAUCGUAGUGAGACCGGUAAGAAUUGUCUGAAAGUUGCUGCCGAGAAAGAACGGCUACAAAGCAUUGCUGCUGCAACCGCCGCGAAUGCCAUGAAUGCUUAAGAGGUAGGGGCGUUCCAUGUCUUUUUCACAAGUUUUUAUUGUUCUUUUUGUUUCAUCAUAUUGAAACCAACCUCACCAACAGAUGCUGUUGGUAUUUCGCUCGUUUUUUAAACUUUCAUUGGAUUGCACUUUUUUUUUGGAAGAAACACACUUUGUCUAUCGUUUAUGGUUCGGAAAAUUAUUCCAACAGUUGUUUUAGCUCCCAAUUAACGGCCGCAUGCUUUAUUAUUUUAUUUUUCUUAUUUAUAUUUCUGAUGCAACGAAACUUUCAAAUACAUACGAAAUGUUUAGUACGUGCGCUGGCUCACGGACUCUGGUAAAGUGGAAACGGGAUUGUCGCUAUGCCGCGGGCGGUUGGCGACGGUUCUGCUGGACUUGCUUGUGCAUUUCGUUUCUGGUUUCGCAUGUUCUUUUGGUGUUUCGCGGACUCCGAUUUCGAGCUGAUGGAGCUGGCUGUUGAUGAUUAGUUUGUUUAAGUGCUGUCCAUUCCUUAUUAGUAGCAUGUUUUAUUGUCGUAGCUGUAAAAUGUUUCCUAGUAAUGAGUUUGUGCGUCUACCG
Molecule: messenger RNA, 3697 nt
Organism: Schizosaccharomyces japonicus yFS275
Lineage: Eukaryota; Fungi; Ascomycota; Schizosaccharomycetes; Schizosaccharomycetales; Schizosaccharomycetaceae
Product: calcineurin responsive transcription factor Prz1
Exons: 1
Coding region: 986-3139 (717 amino acids)
Biological process (GO): positive regulation of transcription by RNA polymerase II
Cellular component (GO): nucleus
Molecular function (GO): RNA polymerase II cis-regulatory region sequence-specific DNA binding; DNA-binding transcription factor activity, RNA polymerase II-specific
Source: RefSeq, a predicted model, not a curated record